AUGAUGAACAGCGAUGACGACGAUAGCGAUGACGACGAUAGCGAUGUCGACGAUAGCGUUGACGACGAUAGCGAUGUCGACGAUAGCGUUGACGACUAUGAUGAGUUUGCGCCCUUUUGCCCUAUCGAUCCUCCCCAUCAGGAACACUCGCCCAACGGCGGCGAAGGAGCUGAUUCGGCUGCGCAGACCCUGGUGCAGCCUUUGGCGCGUGAAGAGCUCGAGGCAGGAGAAGACUCUGCCAAUAAUUUUUUUGCCGCCCUCUCAGCCAGUACCACCCAGACUGCUGUGGCCGUGCCGGAACCGCCGGCCGCUGGGACAACCUCCAACCUUGCCCUCGCCACUUUUACCUCCACUGCACCUGCCUCAGUCAACCCUGUUCCAGUCGCCUCUGCUUCAGUCGUCCCUCCCUCAGACAUUGCCGCUUCAAUCGCGUCAUCCACCGAUGCCCGCGUGACCUUGCUGCAAACCAACACCAACGCCUUCAACUGUCCAGAUGCUGAUGCCAUAGCAAAGACGCCCAAUCCCGACUUGACUACCAAUCUAAGCAGCGGUCUUUUGCUCGGUCCCACGGAAACGCACCACGCGCAGAACACCAAGCGUCAAAGCCCCUUGAGUCGCACGGCGGCAAGGCAGCGCAAAAAACAGGAGCUCUUGAGCCGUGUGCCUUUUGGAGGCGAUGUCAGCCACUUGCUAUGGUACAUGUCCUUGCCAAUCAAAGCGGCGACCGCAAAUCCCGUCCGCAGUGUAUACCGCCUCGCAGCUCACGAAGCCGUGAACAUUUCCGAUGGCGAGGGCAACUACCAACCUCAAACUGAGCGCGAAUAUCUCUUUCAGGGUGCGCCCACCCUCCCCACCAUCUGCGCCCGUAGACCGUGUAUCAGUUUUUGCCUUCAUUCUGUGCUUACACGCAUCGCCGCCACCUGUUUAUCCCACCUGACAGCGGCCGAGCCCGGUGUCCAGCUCAUUCUCACCUUUAGGGAUCUGGCCACGGAAUGUCAGUAUGAUUACUUUUUUGUGUAUGAUGGCGGCAGCUACAACGCCACACUCCUCGCCGUCCUCUCUGGCGAUGAUCUUCCUCCGGAGCCUCUAACCGCAACAUCGGGGCAGAUGCUCCUCAUGUUCUACAGCGACACCAACUAUGUCCUGCGAGGCUACGAUGGCAUUGUGCAAGCCGUGCCGUGUGUUGAUGUUUGUGCGCAUGGCACUUGUAUCGAUGCCCAGUGCCGCUGUGCCCCGGGGUGGACCGGCCCCAAUUGCGCCAAACUUGCUUGCCCAUCCAACUGCAGUGGGCAUGGCUCCUGCUCAGAGCCUCACAACCGCUGUGUGUGCGAGCCCGGUUACGCGGGGGACGCGUGUGAGCAGCCUACCACCAGCGGUACUUGGUGGACCAUUAGCCCUACGGAUCCUGUCUUUGGUAUGCGUCAACAAAUGGCUUCUUGCUACACGCAGUCUGCGUGGUACGUCUUUGGAGGCUACAGUUUCGAUACUGUGCACCGUGACUUGGUAGCCUUCGACUUUGAGACAGGCGUUUGGCAACUGCUGCAUGGCGGUGGAAACAUGGGCCCAUCAGCGCGCCAGCUAGCCACGCUUGUGGCGCUGGACAACGAGCAACUCCUCCUUUACGGGGGUGUUUACAGCGGCCAAGUUCUGGCAGACCUCUGGUCCUUUGAUCUACUCACCUCAAGCUGGACUCAGCUGGACCCGCAGCUGGACUGCACCAGCUUUUGUCUUGCCAACACAGACGCACACCGUGCGAGUCAAACAUUGACGUUGAUGGCUUGCCCCCACGCCCCUGCCAAUUGCUCUCUUCCGCCACUCGCCGGUCACAGCGCCGUCAUGGCAGAAGACAGCAUGUACUUGAUCGGCGGACGGAGUGAGACAGAUGCAUUUGAGUCUCGUCAAUUUCGAUACGAUGCCGUUCUUAAUUUAUGGCAAGCACUGCCACCGGCCCGACACGUGUUUACAGAAGCAGUUGGGCACACGAGUGUUUACCACCCAGCGACGCGCGCCAUCUAUUCCUUUGGUGGAGUGCGACCUUAUCAUGCGCAGUAUGGUGAUGCUGUGGAUGACCUGGACAUCUUUUUCGUGGAUACGCAAGAGUGGAUCGAAGCUCCGAGACGAGCGGACGCGGUCUGGCCCUCCACGCUUGCCUUCCAUGCUGCCCUUCUCAUCGACGACGACACCAUGGUCAUGUAUGGGGGUUUCAAUAAUCUCCAUUACGAAGAGGAAUCAAUCGAUCCCGAGUGCCACGAGGGCGAGCGGGUCUGGCGAUGGCUGCUCACAACGGAUCGCUCUACGUGGCGGUUAACAUACCCAGCUCACUUCAAUCAGUUGUCCAUGGCAAACCUUUUCAAGGCUCUUGUGCUCGACACCCACGUGGUUGCCGACGCCGCCAGCUGCGCCGCCAUUUGCUUGGCUCGAUCGGACUGCCGAGGCUUUGAUUUGCAAGUGAUUAUCGCAACGGCCAACUAUGGCUGCCGCACCCUAUCUCAGCCACGCCAAUGCCUUCCUUUCCUUGGUGCUGAUGUGCUACCCGUGAAUUCCUCCCUGGUUGCCAACGCCUCGAAUGCGGGCACGUACUUUUUGCCCAGCCCCAUCAACGGCAGCACAAGCUGUCACAUCGAGCCCACUCUCAACCAGCUUUGUGGUAACGACUGCGGCUUGAACGCCACCUGCAUUGCCUGGAAUGUCUCAAACGCGAGUCCCACAUGCCGCUGCAAUCCGAGUCAUCAGCUCAAUCAAGGCGUGUGCGAUGACGUCUGUCACGCAUACAGCAAUAACACACAGUGCACAGAUCGCGACACGUGUUUCGAUGGCCUCUGGCUCUACAACAGCCCCAGCGACGCCUCAUCCGUCUGCGUGGCAAGUCACGAGUGUGACAAGCUGGGUGGCAUUCGUACACUAUCGCAGCAGGGGCAGCGCGUUUGCCGCAGGCAAGCGUCGAGCCGUUCUCGGCGCUCCAGUUCAUUUCUUGAGGAACCCAUGUGUUUUGCGGAUCAAGCUGCGGCAGGCACCUACUUUCGCCAGCUUGCUUCAUUCAACGCCAACAUUCUCAGCACCCUGCCUGCCACGGCCUUUUCACAGUCCUCUACAUCCGGGUUGGCGGUAGCAGGGCAUGCGGCUGUUGACAUCGAGCCUAGCCUUGGUCAAGAUCAGGCAUGUGCCGUCACCCAACCAGAGCCCACCCCAAGCUGGCAGGUCAUCUUCAAUUUUCCCCUUGCAGUGGGUGAAAUCCAUCUGUACGGUGCAGCUGCUUUGCCCGCACUCAACAUCACUGUGUACCUGCAGUCCAACAACACCGCGUUGCCUUGCGCUGACGUCACCUUGACGUCAGCUGGCACGGUGGCCAGCUGCUCGGGUCUGGUUGGGGACUUGCUAGUGGUGCGCGCACGCCCCGCACCUGCUGCACAGUUGCAGCAACUUGGUUUAUGCUACGUGGCUGCGUUUGUGGCCGAGACCGCACAGUCCAACAUGAGCCGUGCAUGCGGAGGCCCAGGGCACGGUGAAUUUGUGGCCGGCUCGUGCGAUUCCCCCUGCGAGCUUAUUACCGACUGCCGUGCGUGCGCUGCAAGUACUAGCUGUGGGUGGUGCGCCAGCACUGGUACUUGCCUGGACGUCUCGCUCGAGGCUGAAAGCGAUUGUGCUUCAACCUCAAUGGCAACUGAUCCAGCUGCUUGCAGCCUCACCAAGGCGACCACGGGCGUUGUACGCCGCCUUUACGACUUUUACGGCAGCCUUACCCUCUCAACCUUUGAGCAAUGUUAUGAUUUGGAGCAUGCAUUUCCCCGUGACGUUGAAUUGGCCGAUACUUUGUCCUCGCCCACGUCGGGUCGCACACCUUACGGCGAAGAAAUGAUUGCGUACCUUACGCCAACACACUCCGCCAACUACACCUUCUUUCUUCGCAAUCGCCAAGGCUUGGCAGCCAACCUAUUUCUGGCUUUUGACACUUCGCGCGGCUCCACUGACGCGAUGCCCAACUUGGAGCGCAUCGUCUCUCUCCCCGCCCUCUCACCGGUUCCGCAGCUCUCAUGGACUGUCAGUUCUAGGCAGCGGUCUGCUUCGAUUCCUUUAGAAGCUGGGCGUCGCUACCUUGUUCGCACCCUUGCUGUGGCUUCGUACGCGUCAUACUACGGACAACAUCAACUGCUGGUGGCUUGGUCCACCGGCACCAGUCCUGACGCCUUUGCCAACAUCUCAGACGCCGACGUCAUCCCGCCCGCUCUUUUAACUCCCUUCGCGCCCACCAAUUGCAGCGACUUUGAUUCUUGCCGAGGUUGCCUCUCCACAAGCAGCUGCACGUGGUGCAACGGGCUCUGUGUGGCUUCAACCGACCUUCUGCACGACUCGGUUGACUCCUGCGAGGCGCAUAUUAGCAGCUUUGACAAUUGCCCCGAUUGCUCAGACUUCACGGAAUGCACCGAUUGUCUCGACCAGGCGCACUGUGAAUAUGCCAGUUACUACUGCCGCCACACGACGCCGUACGUGGCGACCCGAGAGGUGGCUGAGUGCCCGUCUCCUUGCUAUCAGCAGAACGACUGUGCAUCUUGUGCUGCGCUCGUAGAGUGUGGAUGGUGCGCGACAACGCAAAGCUGCUUUCCCUUUCACGCCUACCUCUCUGAAUAUCCCAGUGGGGGCUGUUUGGACUGGCAGACGGACGCGAGUCGGUGCUCUGUGUGCGAAGCAAUGGAUGACUGCUACACCUGCACAACUGCAUUUGAGUGUGGCUGGGCAUACAACGCUUCGUCGCCCCACCUGGGCCGCUGCGUUGUGGGAGAUUUCGGCGGUCCCCGAGCCCUGGCCACGGGUGAAGAGGGCGGUCUCUCAGACCGAACUCUGUGGGCCUACGACGUUUGUCCCCAAGUUGACGAGUGCAGUCUGGGUUUGGACAAUUGCAAUGUGACUUUCGAAGCGUGCGUUGAUGUGAACGGCACCUUUCCCAACUCCUUUCGAUGUGAAUGUGCGGAUGGCUACCGCCCCACCUCGUCCACCACCGUACCCUGUUUGCCCGACUGCCCAGCGGGUUGUGUGCAUGGAGCUUGUGUGGCACCCAAUGUGUGUGCAUGCGCAUCCGAAUGGACCGGCCCCACCUGUGAGGGUUGCAUAUUGCAAUCCAGUGGUGCUCACCCGUGCGGUGUCAAUGCCAGCUGUGCCCCUGCUGGCUGGAUCGAACCACCCGAGGGCUAUGUUAAUGCUACAAACCGAACAGACGGCACCGAUCCCUCCCAUCCGCUUGUUUGUCGCUGCAACGAAGGCUAUGCUGGUGUGCCAGACCAGAGCUGUGCACCGGUUUGCGAGACUUUGGGUUGCGUACACGGGGAAUGCGUGGCGCCCGACGUGUGCCGCUGCGUUGACGGGUUUGCGGGCGGUAAUUGCACAAGCUGUGACACCACACACCCUGAUUAUGACUGCUCCCCGUACGCCACGUGUCAGCGUCUGCCCCACCCUUACAGCGGCGUUUUUCUCUUCAAUUGUACUUGUCGCUCUGGGUUUGAGGGAGAUGGCCACACCUGUGUGCCCGUGUGCUUCCCUGAAUGUCAUGCUGAGCAUGGUCGCUGCAUCUCGCCGAAUGUGUGUGCUUGCGAGGCCGGCUGGAUGGGCGCUGCAUGUCGUGAGUGUGAUCCAGAUCACAGUCCAUGCGGGCAAGAUGCCGAGUGCGUGGCAUCGCUCGCCUCCGGCGGGCAACUGGCUUGCACGUGUGCACCCGGGUACCAAGGCGAUCCCAUGGAGCGCUGUGAACCUAUUUGCGCCGAGGGUUGUGUCUUUGGCACCUGCGUGGCGCCCAACGAGUGCUCCUGCUUUGAUGGUUUUGGUGGCGCGCAGUGUGACUUGUGCAACCCCAACAUGGUGGACGUGUGCCAAGAGAAUGCCGCUUGUGAGAUGAUGCCAGCUCAACCAGGUUUACCUGGUAAUGAGACGCGCUACCAGUGCGUUUGUGCUCAGGGAUACGAAGAAGAGGGUGCCGGGGCAAACCUCACCUGUAUGCCUACGUGUCCGGAUGGCUGCGAUCACGGCCAGUGCCAGGCGGUCAACACGUGUGUGUGUGCUGCAGGCUUUGCCAACUCCGCCUGGACCAACUGCAGCGAGUGCGCCGAGGUGGAGCUGGUUGACUUUGCAGACGACGGAUCUGGUUCAGCCCUGUGCACCCCCCAUGCAUCCUGCACAGAUCAAGAUGGUCUCGUGUUGUGUCGCUGCCGUCAGGGCUAUCGCCCUCUUGGUUCUCUUUCGCACGCCAAACUGAGCGCAAGCAUACCUUUGGGCUAUGCUGGUAACGAGACCGAUGACGAUCCUGUGCUGGUUGGAUUUGAGGGCUGCCUGCCGGUGUGCACUAUGCCCUGUGCAAAUGGCGGUACCUGUGUGGCAGCAGACACAUGCAACUGCACUGAGGAGUGGGGAGGCUCCGCCUGCACCGAGUGUCCAGAGACCAACGCGUGUGCUGCUGCGCAUGCGCAAUGUACCAAGUUGGAUGCCGCAACGCGGGACGCCCUGUUUGAUACCCCAGCCAAGCAAGCGGCGGGCAUGGUGCGCACCGAAAAUGAGACAGCGAUAUGGCUUGGGAGCUAUUUGUGUCAGUGUGAGGCAGGGUACGCUGGCGAUGGGACCUCUUGCACACCCGUUUGCCCUCUAGCCUGCGUGCACGGUAAUUGCACUGCGCCAGGUGCUUGCACGUGCGAUGAGUCACUUUAUGUGCCGGGGGUACCGGCCUGGUCCGGCCCUCAGUGUACCGAGUGCGUCGAGGGCACGCACGACUGUCACCCCAAUGCCAGUUGUACCUCGGAUGCGGCGGCGAGCCGGGCUUGUGUCUGCGACGAGGGCUUCACUGGAAACGGGUCCUUUUGUAGCCCCAUCUGCUCUGCUGGCUGUGUUUUUGGUACCUGCGAGCACGCCGUGCGGCCGGGCGGGUAUGGUGUUUGUGUCUGCGACGCCGGUUUUGACGGUCAAAACUGCAGCACGUGCAUUCAAGGUCAGCACGGCUGUGCCGCCAAUGCCUCCUGUGCCACGCGAAACGGCCAGCUUCAAUGCGUGUGUGAUGAAGGCUACCAGGGUGAUGGCUACACUUGUGCCCCGAUCUGUACGCUACCGUGCGUCAACGGGGGUAGCUGCGUGGCGCCCGACGAAUGCCAAUGUGCGCUUGGCUACACUGGGGCGCUGUGCGAGCUCGAGUGUGGGUGCAAUAAACACGCCACUUGUACGGACGGACCCGGACUUUGCGACGCCUGUCAAGAACACACGACGGGAGCAUUGUGUGAGCGCUGUGCUGAGGGUUACUACGGCAACGCGACCAACGGAGGCGCGUGUCAACCGUGCCCUUGUAAUGGCCACGGCUCCUGUGAUCCGCAGACGGGCACCUGCAGUUGUGAUGCAGUGACAGAGGGGCCGACCUGUAACGUUUGCCGCCCGGGCCUGUAUGGCAAUCCGUUGAACGGUGGGCCGUGCAUGGCAUACUGCAGUGAAGGGCGGAAUCGCAUCGCGCUGACCCUGUCCUCUGGCUAUUUGGGGUCGGGUCCGGGUUCCACUUGUCCCAACGGCUUGGGUGCUCCGGACUGCUACGAGAUUGAUCACUCCUGUAUCACGGUGCUCGUGGCACCUAACCCGGAGCUGACCAUUGUUCUGGAGAUGGUGUCCUUCCAGACCGAGUGUCAUUUUGAUUUGCUGCGCGUAUUUGAAGGUCCUUCUCUCCGCUCUCCGCAGCUGGGAACGUUGUCUGGGUUGUCUUUGCCGCCCACCCUGCGGGCACGCGGUAAUAUGACCCUGCACUGGUGGUCCGACGAAUUGUACGCAAUGCAAGGCUAUGUGGCACGUUAUUCGGUGCAAAACUGCUCCGACUUUUGUGCUCAUGGCCGCUGUGUGGCCGGUGCUUGCCUUUGCGAUGCGGGGUUUACCGGCUACGACUGCAGCGAGCCGCGUUGCUCCCCAGCGUGUGAUGCGACGCGGGGCUCGUGCAAUCCCAAUACUGGACACUGUCUGUGCUUGCCUGGACGCCAUGGCACAGAUUGCCAACUGAACUCGGCCGUGGGCGGUUGGACCGAGCGCACGGGCGUCCUAGAGCAUGGUCUGGCGGGACACUCGCUGACAUAUGACGCGACACGGGACAUUUUGCUGCUUGUUGGAGGCCGUACAGGUGAAGGAUCGGCACUAGGGUUCCGGGGCAAAUUUGGUCAGGGUACCGUCAAAGCUCAAGUUCUGGAAGUGACCCCAGAAAGCAUGGCCCUGACGGUGCGUGCUCGCCUUGAGGGCACAGCAACCAGUCCAAGUCCCCGUUACCGCCACGCUGCUGCUCUCUUAAACAACACGCUGUGGGUGUUUGGUGGCUUGAACGACCAACAUCAACUGAAUGACGAGCUUUGGCGACUUGAUCUACAGUCUUGGACCUGGUCCCCUGUCGUACCCGCCGCCAAUACAACGUGGCCACCAGCGUGUGCAGGCCACCAGUUGAUAUCAGCUGAGGGCCGCCUGUACUUGAUUGGAGGGCGUGGCUAUGAGGAUGGCCUCUUGGAUGUCUUUUAUGUGUAUGACCCCACGGAAGGCCUUUGGCAGGAAAUGAGUCUGGAGGGUGCCUCACCGGCCGGGGCAAUGCAGUCUGUUGUUGUUUUUGAUGAGGCACGGCGGCGCAUCCUACUCCACGGUGGUCGAGGUCAAGUCCGUAUGACAAACGGCAUCUUCAAUCAGGCCGCGUACUUUCAAUAUGGCAAGGUCCUGGCCUCAGGCUCAGCGUACGACGAGGCAGAACCUUUGAACUGCUAUGAGUCAGAGGUGUUUGUCUACGACUUGGCUUGUGAGAGCUGGCUGAGCAAGGGUGCCGCGGCUGCCCUUGGCUAUUCUUCGCCCGCUCCCAUGCCCGGUUACACAGAGAGUGCCGCGGCUGUUCGAUGGCACGCGGAUAAGGCCCAGCUCUUAGCCAUUGGUGGCUUUGAUGGUGUGUUGAGCCGCAAUGCCUAUGUACUACAGCGACCGCGACCUGAGGGCUGCGCCCCUACCAAUGCAAGCUGCGGUGCCCCGGCAGCAAGUGCCUGCCCGGCUCUGCCACCAUGCUCCUCUCACACCGACUGUGAGAUGUGCGCGUCUGAUGACCGCUGCAAGUGGGCCUUCCACCAGUCACAAGAUUUUGCCGGUUUGCUGGGUACUUGUUUCCAAGAGGAUGACGAUUUCUUGAGUAACGACGUCGUCAUCCGCGAGCAGGGCUUGUGUAAUCUUUGUGGUAACCGAGCCCAGUGCAGCUCCUGUGCUGGUCUUGCUGACCCAGGACACCCCGGUGCGGGCGGUACGCCUGGCCGGUGCGGCUGGUACGAAAACCCACCCUUCCAGCACCACUUUUGCUUGAGCCCCGCAUCGCCAGUCACUGUCAUUCGCAACAUCAAGUAUUCGCCUGCCACCUGCCCGGCUUCGUGCUCAGAGCAGCACGACUGUGCAUCCUGCUCAGACAUUGAUGGUUGCUCCUGGUGUGAAGACUUGCAAGAGUGCUUCGACACCAGCAAUUACAUUGCCGAUACAGGCUUGGGCGAAUGUCUGCAUCAGGCCACCUCCAGCACCUGCCCGGCUGGCUGUGCCGUGCAUCGAACGUGUGCCAGCUGUCUGAGCGAUGCUGCAUGUGGCUGGUGCUUGGACACCGUGUCCCAAACAGGGCUCUGCGUGGCUGGAGACGCCGCGGGUGCAAACAACGGCACGUGUGUGGACCAUCUUGAUGUUGCAGGGGUUGCAGUGUCGCGCCUGUGGUUGCAACCGAGCCCUGUGUCCUCAAACACCGGCCCGACCAAUGGCCCGGCUUUUUCUGACUUGGGCACUGCUUCUGCUGACAAUUUUACAUGGCACUAUUUUGCAUGCCCCCCCGUCACGGUGUGCGACGGGCUGUCAAAUGCAUGCUCGUCGGCAGCCUUGUGCAAUGACCUCGACGUACCUGUCUUGCCCGGCAUUGAUCUUGGCCCGAGCUUCGAGUGCGUGUGUCGUGCGGGCUAUUCGGGUGACGGCACGGUGUGCCAGCCACUUUGCGAGACGUAUGGAUGUGUGCCAGGCCAAGGCACUUGCACCGCACCCGACGUGUGCAGCUGUGCCUUGGGCUUCUCAGGUGUCAACUGCUCAAGUGAUUGUCGCUGUAACGGGCACAGCGCCUGUGAUGCCAAUCUCGCAUGCGGUGCGUGUCAGCACAAUACUGAGGGUGUGCGAUGCGAGCGGUGCCGGGACGGGUUUUUCGGCGAUGCCACCGUCGGCCAGGAUGACGACUGCACGCCGUGCUUGGACGUGUGCAACCAAAAUACCAAUGAGUGCUAUUCGUCCAUCGAUGCAGCUCCUAAUGGCAUGGUGUGUCGCAACUGUGCGCCUAGCAGCCAUGCCACGGGUCCUUACUGCCGCGACUGCUUGGCAGGCUACCAGCGACUCACCAGCUCCUUGUCCGGUAUAAGCGUGUGUCGUGAAUGCCCUUGUAAUGGCCAUUCUGACCGCUGCGAUCCGGAAGGGGAUGAGACCUCGUGUGAGUGUGACUCGAGCAGUCACGCCAUGAACUCGGCUGCCGGUGCCUGCACAGUUUGUCGGCCCGGCUACGAUGCCGCUUCCAAUAAACUGGAGCUUGGUGAGCCGUGCUAUCGGACCCUCACUACACACUCCACCUACAACACCGUCAUGUCGCGCGCGUCCGUUUACCCCACCCUAUUUGGAUCCCUAAGCGCGGGCGCGUUUCGCCCAGGUGAUGCGCAGGUAGGCUUGGACGUUGUUCUGCAGCUCGCCAGUGGCCGCGUCCAGGUCAUUGUCAGCACUAACCCGACGUGGAAGUAUUCCACGGGUGAGUCACCGUGUCGGGCGCCGGACUGUCUCGUCUACUCUUGUGGUGCGGAUGGAUGCACGCGCCUCGCUUCCGUGACGGCGGCCUUGGCCAUGGGUCACCACGACCGAACCUAUGAGAAUGUCUCUGUCGCGCUUGGCGAGCCGGCCAGCCAGUAUGCCAGCCCGCUCAACGCGACCAUCAGCCUGCCAUGUACGGAAUUUGACUUUUAUCACAAGAAGUUGUAUUUUGCGCUGGUUCCCGAGACGCAAACAUGCAGCAACGUCAUGCACCUGGCACCAAGCACGACGCGCGACUUGCGGUGCGCACGGUGUGUGGACUGCGAACUUCCAUGUAGUCCCGGCUACUUUCUGGAUCCAGCCGAGCAGGGCGACUACCUGUGCCGACCAUGUGCAUGCAAUGGGCACGGCGAUUCGUGCAACGUCAAGACGGGUGGCAACUGUGGCGUGCAGAGUCAGGGCUGCCAGCAGACGGGCUUGGGCUGCCAGUGCGCACACAAUACGCAGUCGGUUCCGGUCAAUGGCCUCCCCGUGUACGCAUACCAGUGCAACGCCUGUGUGGGAUCAUCACAGCUUCGAGACAACGUCUACCAGGGUACCCCAGAGAAUGGACGCCGCUGUUAUCGCGUGACGAGCGUGGAGAGCGUGGUGACGCCGACUCUAUCUUCGGCAAGCACCGAUGCCCGCUUUGAGUUUUAUGCCUUUAGUACCACCAAGUACACCAACGUGGAUUUGCGCUUGGCGGUACUGGUUUGGAGCGGGGAGGUGCGCGUUGUGGUGACCCUGGAUACCUCACCAGUUGUCAACGACACGGUUUGGCUGUCCAAUGCCGACAAUCAAUCGCGCCGUCGGCGCGCAGGGGAGGGGAAUGGCUCGAGUGAUGAAUUGCUGCAGAUCAACACCACGGCUGUGGUGGCAGACGCGCGUGUAACGGCGGGGCGCCGCCUGUUUUUGCUGCGGCACGAGGAUUAUGCCUUUUCUGAUGCGUUUCGAGUCUUCGUGGUACUUGAGGCUGUGUCCGCACAGGCAGAGGUGAUGAUGUAUAGCGAGCAAAACCUCACCUCGAUUAACUUAGUGGUGUUUUUUGCCAACUUUUUCACCAUUCUUUUUCUCUGUGUGGGACUCGGGGCCAUUGCGUUUGUUGCGCGGCGGCGCUACCAGCAGUGGAGUUCGAACCGCGAGCAGCAGCUGGAGCUGGAGCAGAUGUCUCGGCGACCAUGGGGGCGUAUUCGUUUAGUCCUGCGCGAGGACAUUCCGCCCGACGUGAUGCAGCGGUUGCUCUUUCGACCCCGGCCCAUGCCUCGCGCGUUACGAACAUGGUGCUUACCUACCCCAAUCGCUGAGCAGCCUUUGGUUGACAGUACCAUCGGAGGCAUGGUGGCGACCUACAUGGUCGAGCUACCAGGAGGCAUGGUGCCCAGCCGCCUCACGCUGGGCGUUUCGCUUGUGGCUGCCCAAGCGCAUACACGGCGUCGCCGCCGGGGCACUGGCGGCGGGCGGCAUUCUAGCUCGGUCGCCACCUCAGCCCUGUAA
This is a messenger RNA of Monosiga brevicollis MX1, 12306 nucleotides long. RefSeq lists its product as uncharacterized. The record is from RefSeq and is a predicted model, not a curated record. The transcript is spliced from 14 exons. Gene Ontology annotation, molecular function: protein binding. The coding region runs from base 1 to 12306 and encodes 4101 amino acids. Lineage: Eukaryota; Choanoflagellata; Craspedida; Salpingoecidae.